Venturia canescens is the source of this 2042-nucleotide messenger RNA. RefSeq names its product snustorr snarlik (gene snsl). The transcript has 6 exons. The coding region runs from base 479 to 1120 and encodes 213 amino acids. The record is from RefSeq and is a predicted model, not a curated record. NCBI's taxonomy places the organism in Eukaryota, Metazoa, Arthropoda, Insecta, Hymenoptera, Ichneumonidae.
CGCACGGACCUCGCGGGUUUCAUGGUGUUGACCUCGAUCCUCGAUAGCUCAAUCCCAACCGCGUGUCCCCAUCGACUCCUUUCACUUGAAAAAUAUCUUCUUCGACUUCUUUACGCACCGUCGAAGUUCUUUAGUUGACGACUGCACAUCGUGACAAAUCGUUCCAUCGUUUUAGUACGGUUCAACGAACACCAAUGUGUAAUAUUGUUUAAGGAAAAAACUCCGGGUUACACUGGCCUUAAAGAUUUUGCUACAAGCCACGAUCACUUUUCGUCCCUUUGUGCAGUGAACUCGUCUCUGACGAUCCAUUGAUCAACUGCUGUGGGCAUUCUCACCGUUCGUUACUUCCUUCGCAUCUCGUUCAAUCGAAUGCAAUAAAAACUGGUAAUUCGAUUGCAGAAGAAACUAGAUCAUGCUGCGUCGUCACGAUUGAAUGAAACUCUGACUUUUGGAGCCUUCGGAAAACCCUGAAACAAUCAUGAAUACUAAUUUCAUAAGAAUCAGCAUCUUAUUGCUUUUCUACGACUGUGUGACCGCGCUCAUUAUUCCGGAAGAACUUCCGACAAUACUUUCUCUCAUCUAUUCGAACAUACCACCUAUAAAAAAAGGAACGGACUCGAGAGUCGGAGUCGGCUUCAGGCUGGGGGAACAUGCCGAUUUCCAGAUUCUCGUCGAACUUGGACCUCAAAAAGAAACAGAAGCAAUUGGCAAUGCCGAAUCGAAGAGACGCAGGAUGGCAACUUACGGAGCCGCGAUGAGAGGAGAACUGGGACCAUGGGCCCAAUCUGUUGCUAAAUAUCAAACACAGAUGAGGAUUCAAAACGAGUUGGCGAAAAUGAAACAACUCGAGGACAAACUGGCGAAAAUCAAACUCGUAAAUGGAGAAAAGCUCGAUCACAAAAAGGUGUCGAGUAACGAUUGGUUGCAAAAAUGGAGCAAAGGAUUGGACCCGGUUGGUGAAAAAGAUUUGCUAAUGAGAUCGCCACCGAUGGAGACGAUUCCUCUCAACGUUAAAAAUGAUAAAAGGAUCGAUCGACCGACGGAUUUGAAUGGGAAGGGUAACACUAACGACAAAGUUGCAGACCUCCAAAAACUGUUCAAGCAGCAACCGACAAGUUAGAAGUGGCCUUCCGCCCAAACAUCGUCGUAUUCGUGGUGAAUUAUCAUUGAACGAGCAGUUAAAAUAAAAGAAACUGAUUAUGACGAUGCCUUCGUUUGGAAAUAGAGGAUUCCUUAUGGGUAGGACCUUCUUUUAUAUUCCGAAACGAGGGAAAAUCAAUUUUAUUGUUCGCCGGUAACUUAUCGACGGUGAGCACUGUAAUUCCCCAACUUCGGUUUGCAAAAUAGAUGUUACCGAUCAUUGUAAACAGAAUAUGACCCUGGGCAAAGAAAUCCGGCUCAAUCGAUAUAAAAUAUAAUAUCGAUAGAGCUCUUUGUAAAAUAAUUUUUAAGGCUGGACUUCGAGAGCUGAAUCAGUAGAAAAACGAAGCACCAUUUCGAGUAUUUUGAUUUCGAGUUUUCAAAAUUACGAACAAAAAUGAAUAUUUUGUAGAAUUCAUUUCUGCUACUUUUGCAAAUUCCUGCUCUUUUUUUAAAACACUCGGGUCAACGAGUAAUCUGAAAAUUCUUAAUGUAAUAACACGAAAGCGUAAUUUGUGAAACCUCUAAAAAAACUUUGAACGAGCGUGAGUAAAUUCCAAUCUGAGACCAUUUUAUCGAAGAUACGUGAACUGAAUUUUAUGAGCGAAAUGCCUUUUCAAAGAGGAGAUAAUCAAAAAAAUCUUCCAACAGAUUCAUUCCUUGUUAGAAAUUUAUCGUUUCUUACUAAGUAGAACGAUCCGUGUGUACAAAUUUUAAAACUGAAUGAAGAUGAAAUAAAAUCUACGUGAUCGAUUGUACAAAACGUCCGAAUGCUCCUGUAAAAAUAUUCAAAUUACGAAUGACAUUGAAUACGUAAAAACUGUUUGUUUAGACACUUUUAUUGCGUUAUAUUACACGAAAUAAUUAUAUUUAUAUUUAUAUUUAUAUUUAUAUAUAAUAUA